Molecule: messenger RNA, 1566 nt
Organism: Aureobasidium vineae
Lineage: Eukaryota; Fungi; Ascomycota; Dothideomycetes; Dothideales; Saccotheciaceae
Source: the annotation of a GenBank genome assembly
AUGGGAAGCUCAGAAUCUGUACCGAGAGAGAGGCGGCAACAGAGGUCGUCGAGGCUGGACCUUUUGGCCUUGCAGGAAAAGUACGAUGCCUUUCGCAUCACCGAGGACCGCGAGACCGACAGUAUGAUUGUCGAGAGAAACACUGGAUACAAUGACAGAGAUCAACUUCGCCCAACACGCCAAACCCACGUCUCGGGCGCCAAAACCGAAGCGUUGAUCCACACCAUCCUCCAAGAUCCAAAGAACCGUCUCGCUCUGUCGGCGCUGUCAACAGCAAACCCGGCCCAGGUGCUCGAGAAGUCGUCAGCCAUCCUCAAAGACACACAGACCUUCAACGUCGCUAUCCCCUUCGAGGGCUCUCCCGUCACCAACCAGCGCAGCUCGGGCAGAUGUUGGAUCUUCGCUGCCACCAACGUGUUCCGCGUCGCCAUCAUGAAAAAGUACAACAUUGAAAAGUUUGAGCUGAGCCAGGCGUACCUGUUUUUCUGGGACAAGGUCGAGAAGAGCAAUUUCUUCCUCGAGAGCAUCUUGGAGACGGCUGAUUUGCCUGUCGAUGAUCGUCUGGUUGCGACGCUGAUGGAUUCGCCUGUCAGUGAUGGUGGUCAAUGGUCGAUGAUCCAGAACUUGGUUGAAAAGUAUGGGUUGGUGCCACAGACGCUGUACCCAGACUCAUUCAAUGCUAAGCACUCGGCUGUAAUGGAUCGUCUUCUGACGACCAAGCUGAGAGAGGAUGCACUGCGUCUGAGAGCGCUCAAGAACUCUAGCUCCAGCACUGCAGAGACUUCUGUCGCAGCAGCCAAAGAGCAGAUGAUGCAGGACAUCGUCAGGAUUCUGACACUUACACUGGGUCGCCCUCCGUCGUCGUACACCAAGUUCACCUGGGAGUUUUACGACAAGGCAGACAAGCUGAAGACAGUCAAGAUGUCUCCAAAGGAGUUUGCUGGCAGCUUGAACGACACUCACGGACUGCGAGCCCUGGACGGGACUGAUGUCCACAGCUUAUUCAGUCUGGUCAAUGACCCUCGUAAUGAGUUCAACAGACUGCUGACCGUCGACUUCCUUACCAACGUCUCGGGUGGUAGAUACGUUACCUACGUAAACGUCGACAAGCCAAUUUGGAAGAAGGGUGCCAUUGAGAUGCUCAAGAAAGGCUGGCCAGUGUUCUUCGGAUCAGACGUGGGCAAAUUCAGCGACUCCACGUUGGGAAUCAUGGAUCCGGAUCUGGUCGACUAUGAGCUCGGCUUCAAUGUCAAGUUGGGCAUGUCCAAGGCAGAGAGACUCUCAUCUGGUGAGAGUGCAAUGACCCAUGCGAUGGUGUUGACCGCGGUACACCUGUCACCUUCCGCGGAACCUAUCCGCUGGCGUGUCGAGAACUCUUGGAGCAAGGACGCUGGGACUGAUGGUUACUUCGUCAUGUCUGACAAGGUAUUGCCUUAUAGUNGGAUGGACGAAUUCUGUUACCAAGUUGUCGUGGACCCCAGCUGUGUUAGCCAAGAGGUUAGGGAUAUACUCAAGCAGGAUCCAAAGGUGUUGGACUUGUGGGAUCCCAUGGGUGUCCUGGCAUAG